Molecule: messenger RNA, 4851 nt
Organism: Sodiomyces alkalinus F11
Lineage: Eukaryota; Fungi; Ascomycota; Sordariomycetes; Glomerellales; Plectosphaerellaceae
Exons: 1
Coding region: 423-4511 (1362 amino acids)
Source: RefSeq, a predicted model, not a curated record
CCUUACUUCUUUUACUCUUUCCAUACCUUAAUUCUCCCCUUUUCUACUCUGAACUACGCGAUAAGUCCUUUACAUAUUAUCCCUCAGUGAAUCAUAUCCUGGGUUCAGCCGACGUCUUUAUCUCACUGCUCUUCUGUCCUGCUUUUCAAGUCGCACGUUCAACUCAUUCGAGGGGCUCCGCUCCUCGGUAUACUUAACGCGUGUGGAUAGAGGCUUGAUUACAAGAGACGUUACAUCGCUCCUACCCUACAACUACGUUGAGGUACGAGUGCCACACCGGAAUCGAUAAUUUCUGGGUCGCAGGUACCUAGUGAGCACAACCAGGCAACGGAAGGGAAAAAAGUCAACAGCUUUCUCGGGAGAUCACGCUACGCAUACUUCGGAUUCUUGCACUCCUGACCGCGGACUCAGCUCACCGGCGCAUGAUGGCGCCGACCGCGGGGGAAGACAAGCUUGCCUCAUCUGGCGCGGAACCGAGCAUGGAAGGAGAUCUACCUGAGAGCGAUAGCUUUCUCGAUUCCCCAAUCUCGAGCCAGCACGACUCUGACGAGGAUUUCAGUGUCAUAGGAGUACUCGCUGAGGCCUUUGAUGGGAAUGAACGGCUCUACCUCAUACAAUGGGCAGGGUACGGAGAGGAGGAUUGGUCUUGGGAGCCAGAGGAGAACCUCAGUGCUGAAUGUCUGAAAGAAUGGGCGCAAACCAACGCAAAGCAAAGAAGAGGAGAGGCCAAGCCUUUUGAUGUAGAGCAAUGGGAACGCAACUGCCAGGCUAUCAGGAAGAGGAGGCUCGAGCAACACAAACGACGCAACUGGGCACGCAAACGUCGAGGCAUGGAAUUAAACCUCUACCCUGGGGAGACCCUUGCCGAUUACGAUGACAGCGGCGAAGCUGCUGCCGACGAUGAUUUUAACGAUCUCCUCCCUCCACCACGGCCUAUUGGACAAGCGUCUGAGCCUGGCAAAGCCACCGCGCCUUCACCGGCUCCUACCUCCACGUCAAUUGGCAACCUCGACGAGUCCAGGACGCAUUUUCUCUCCAGAGAAGGACCUCCAAGCAAUCUCAGGCGUCGGCCAGUUGUCGAUCAAACUCGGAAUUUGGAGAAUCAGCCCACUGGGUCAAGCAGGGAACGCUCUGGACAAAGACCUCAACUCUCCAUCACGACGAGUAGCCAUCGAGGGGCGGCGAAAACCUCGACUUCUGUCGCGGCCGCUCGACAGGCUGGGGAAUCAGCACCGUCAUUGGAUCGUCCCAAGCCGAGCAGCAUGGUCAAUGCACUCCUCACAGCUAAAAAGUCCAGCAAUGCUGACAAGAAACAACCAGCUCGCUCCAGCACGGGCAAUGUUUUUGUCAGCGGCAAGCCGAACCCAACUCGUCAACGGCUCGAAAACACGGCGGAUUCGGCAAAAGCUCCAAGAAUGUACCCCAGCCGCUCCAUCAUCCGGAGGGCUGAAUUAAGAAGUCGGGACUUAGCAGACAGAGCGCCAGCAACGCCGGUCGGCCUAGGACUCUUUCCCAUCAGCACCAGCACGGGACCCAUGCCUCGUCCUUUCACCACAGCCACCGAUACUAUAUCCCCUUCCCAGGCGGUUCCCGAGACGAGCCCCAUAACGCCUUUAAAUGAACCCGUCAAGUCCGCGCUCAGAAGGCCCCGCGACUCUAGCCCUACUGGCAGUGAUGUGCAGGAGAUAACGUCUCGCAAGAAGCCAAGAGUCCGCUUCACUGAAGAGGUAAUCGAUGUCUCGGAGUCUCCACGUGCUUCGCCCGUUGGAUGUGCUCCUCCUGGCGUGGAUCAGGGCCUCGGACCUGGGCAGGAAAUGGAAAGGGAAAAUGGAAUUACAAAGCCGGCCACCGCUCAGACGCCUCACCACCUCUCUUUUCGGGAUGAUCGGCCUCGACGUGAGACUCGGAGCCUCAACAAAAAAGUGUCGUUGGGCCCAGUCGGGUCCCAGGGCAUCGACGUGGCUUUUGACGGUAUACCUCUGCCAUCAAAACCAUGGGUGCCCUCCUUUGCCAACGCGGCUUUGGUAUUCUCAUUCGCCUGCACUGCCAAGGACUUUAUAUUCCAGUGCGGCGCAGUACCACACCUCAGAGCGAGGACACUUGCCUGGGGAAGUGUCAUAUCACAAGCGCAAGCAGGUGCUUUGGACAUUGCCGCCGACCAGCUGAGGCUGGGAUCCUUCGGUCUGGUUAGUUUCCAUGCCGAUUUCUAUGUCAUUGUAUAUCCGGCUAGGUGCGAAGAUUGGAAGCAUGGGGUCCCCGAAGCAGAACCGGUCAGCCCAGCGGGCGUGGCAUUAAAGUAUCUGGUGCUCCAGUCAAGCUCCCCCGAGGCAGCCCGAGGGCUCGCAAUCCCGCCCGCGAUUAGUCACAAUAGCGCAAUGCCGACCGGCAACACCUCGCGCGUGAAGGCAAUGAGCCUCUUCUUCGGUCUAAGUUAUGAUCAACUUCUUCCAACAGAGCUGAGGUCGAGGCACCGAACUCACAACUUCUUCCUAACUUUUCCUCCUUCCAAGCGCCUGACUUACAAUUUCCUGUGUGCUUGGUUAAGAGACGCGAACCCGGCCUGCCGGAUAUUCUCUUCUCUUGAUCCAGGUGAUUGGCGUGCGUUUAUUGAUAUAAGUGCGGAAGAGGGCGGCUGCAUCAUCAUCCACGAGACCGCGACAUCCACAGUCAGAUUGUUUCCAAAUGUUGCCGAGCUUCUUUUCGACAAAGAUAAUUCGUCUUUUUCCUUCUGGAGUUUUGAAGAGGGCUUGCAGAAGUUUCCGUACGGCCUGUCACUGAGUGCACAUGCGGUAUAUCCUGGACAGUUCAGGUUCUCGAGGCUCUUUCCUCAUGGGAGCGCUAUCUUGUUCACUCCCAGCUUUCUCAUCGCCCAACCCUGUAGAGCCCGGCAACUGCUCUCCAGGUAUUAUGCUAGGCUUGACGAGGCAAAAUUCUAUGUCAAGCUCGCCGUCAGCGCAAACAUUUGCAGCUUCUUAGAGGAGCUGGCAUUAGAGAAGCUGGAGGAACACCGCGCGCUGGUGAAACGACACACACAAAUGGAUACGUCCAAAGCCGAAGCUAAAGAACGGCUAUUAGGGCUCACCAAGGAGGACUGCACUGCUAGAUUCGAAUUGCUAGCAGUGACGCGGAGAUUGAUGGACAUACAGAACAAUAAGGCGGGGCGAGAGCCGUUCAUCCUUGUCGACAAGAGCAUCGAUGCAAACGACGAACAAAGCAUAGUGAACUGGUUUGGCUGGUGGUCCCAGACCCAUCUCGAUCUGUUCCGCAUGUUCUAUGUUUUGGGCUCUCACGACGAGGACAACGGUCGAGCUGUACACCGUGUCCCUAUCCCGCGAUACGUCCCCGGCACAACAGAUGACCCUGAUGUCGCAUUCCAUGGGGCAACACAGACGGUCGAUUCUUCCUCUUCUCCUGCCGUUGUCGGUUUCCUGAGCACAAUAGUCCGAAAUGGAGAUGCUGACAGCUUCCACUGCUUCCUCAGGGAGCUUUCUAAUGCGCCACCUUACUUCAUGAGACUCUACGCAUAUGCAGUUUCUUACUUCCAGAAUCCAGUUGAGAUGGCCGAUCAUUUCGGCGACCUGAAAAUGGAGUUCGAAUCGUACAGAAGUUGGUUCAAUUAUGCGUGGUCUUUCGGCCGAGGGUUCAACACGUAUAUCGGACUCUUUUAUACCAUCGAAACGGCGUGGGACCCGAAACGGUUCAAGAAGAACGAGCUUCCUAUGCGUCAUCCCUGGAUUGCAGUCUACAGAGUUCAAAACCCGCACUUCGCGAAGCGCAGGGCGACGGAACUUAUCAUCUGGGAUACCGAUGCACCUCGGCGGUUCCCGGGGAGCAGUACGCCUCAUAGAUCAAAGCUGAUCCCCGCGCAACAGGCCUUGAUCGAGUUCCUGGAGAACAAGGGGUCCGAGAAGAACCCGGAGCUGCCUCUUGAACGGGUCUGGUUAGGCGGUUACCAGUCUCCCUCGGUUGGCAAUCCUUCUGCCAUUGACGAAACCCUCGAGAUGUUGCAAGCGCUUGUGGGCGACGUAAGACGAUGGCUUCCGGCUCCCGAGAUCCACAUGCAUGAGCGCGGCUACAAGAUGGUCGAACUAACAGGCCACGACACAACCACUGGUUCUGAUCGAAUGAACCUGGAUUCGCCGGCCCCUAAUGACCCAGCGCACCCAGACCCCGAUGCCGGAAAGGACGCCAAGAUCGUCUUCCACCCACCGAGAAGCAAUGGCACUACAGGGGCCAAGAGGACUGAAUGCAGGAACGCGCUGUUUUUGGAAGCCACGGAAUUGCGUAGCAGAGAAAAAACCGCGAAAAGAAUGUCAUUCAAGUUCCCCACAACGCUCAAGUGGUAUAUGCUUCAGAAGGCGGAAGGUCGUCACUUUGAGCAUAUCCGUUUCGAAACAUGGGAGGGCAUUUUUAACGCACUGGCGAUGAAUGGGGGUCGCACCGGUUCUGGACCGGCGGGUGUUGCAGCGUCGGCUACAUCGUCAGUUGCAUCGUCAGGGACCUCAAGAUAAGCUAUGUACCUUGAACCAGCGCAACGACGGACAAGACUGAGGUGUUGGAGAAAUAUAUUUAGGGCCACGCACAAUUCCUGGCCAGGCCUUGAGGAUAACUAUGUAGGAUAAACCUGUCACAUGACAUGACUGGACUGGCGCUCUGAGACUCGAGAAGCCGCCGCGUGGGGCGUUUGCUUGUGAGAGGUGGAGCUUGAUGUAGCGAGUAUGCCCUGGUCAACUUCAGCAAGGGUUACUAGUCGUUGUCUUACGGUCGUCGCUGUAGCUAUAGUUAUCAAGUAAACAUCUUUGAGCCUCUCGCGACGCUAUCUUGGAGAAUAUACAACCAACACAGGUCACC